AUGAAGUCCUUGUCAAACAAUUCCAUUCGACAUUCUGGCUCGAACGACAAUGGCUUUUCAAACUUCAAUACUAUCGAAAGUAUUUACAAUUGUGCUCUACUGUAUUCAACUAGUCGUUAUAAACGAAAACAUUAUGUUUCGUCUGGCCAAUUAAAUGAAUCAAAUGUGAAGUCAAUUCAUUAUUUAGAAGUUAAAAAAAAUGAGCCGAUAGAAAAUUUUACUGGAUUCUUUCCAAAUGUUACCCAAUUGACUCUUUGCAACACGUUUUAUACACCUCCUGGUGUCAACGCAAGUCGUUUGAAUCGAAUUCUGCCAUUGAAACAAAUAACAAAAUUACGUCUUCAUUCUGACCGUUUCUCAUCCAAACAAAUGCUUGAUUUGCUUUCUUCCGCAGUGAAUAUUCGUACAUUAGAGCUCAAUGCGUUCGGUUUUAGUAAAAUAGACGUGCUUUUAGCUGAACAAGUGUUCAAGACGAACGCGAUCAAACAUGUUCGGAUUAGUAGAGUGCAUUCGUUAGAUGAAUUCAAACUCUAUGUUCAUCUUUUUCCUCGUCUGGAAUCUUUGAUAAUUGGUCUCGACAAAGGUGAUUUCAGAUCAAUUGUAAAAUUUGUUUUACUGCAAUCAAAUCACUACCUAUAA
Adineta ricciae is the source of this 639-nucleotide messenger RNA. The record is from the annotation of a GenBank genome assembly. NCBI's taxonomy places the organism in Eukaryota, Metazoa, Rotifera, Eurotatoria, Adinetida, Adinetidae.